AUGUCAGUCCACACAUGGCUCAGCGACAAGCUGCACUCGGUUCUCGGCAUGAGUGACGGCUCCGUCACCGAGUACCUCGUACAACAAGCCCGAGCUGCCAGGGAUGUUGAGGCCGUCUGCCGGCAACUCACGCAAGGAGGCAUUGACGUUGAUGCUGACAUGCGGGGACUUGUGACGGAGCUUUUUGACCGGGUACACAAUGCGUUUGCUGAGCGACUGCGGCUCAAAGACGAAGCGAGCACCCGGCACCUGGCGGAGGCGACUCCGGCUCAGCAGAAGGCCUUCGAAGAAGCUGCCAAGCGGCUCAAACUGGAGAAGGAGGACCGGAGCAAAGUCCUGCCCACGCUAAGGAUCGACUCGAGAAGGAAAUAUCUUGUGAAGCGCAAGGACGACAAGCUCAAGGAACUUGCUGGCGACAUAGCCGACGAGGAGUACCUCUUUGAUGAAGAAACUCUCACGGAGAAGGAGAAGAAAAGACUCGAGUACAAGAAAACUGUUCUGAAGCUUGCCACUGAUUACGAUAAGGUGCGUGACGUGGAGACAGUGCAGCGUUACGCCAUGCCGAGUGAGGGGGGCGGGGGGGUGGACGCCCCCUACCAGGAGGACACGGAUGGCCGCCCCCACCAGGAGCA
Molecule: messenger RNA, 632 nt
Organism: Hyalella azteca
Lineage: Eukaryota; Metazoa; Arthropoda; Malacostraca; Amphipoda; Hyalellidae
Product: pre-mRNA-splicing factor ATP-dependent RNA helicase DHX16
Source: RefSeq, a predicted model, not a curated record